UCCGAAAAAACAUCAGACCUGAAGGAGAUAUUGACCGUUGUGUCCGCGAUGAAAUCAUUGCCCGAAGAUGCGCCGGAAUUUCCUACGAAAUCUGCGGAUGCCUCAGGAAAAUUGGCUGGCAAAGUCAAGGGUUUGGAUUCGGAAGUAUCCGUAUCUCAAGAUGCGAACUCUGAAAUUCAAGAGAAGUCGGUUCUUGUGCGGUCUCGGGAAGUUUCCCUCGUGAAAGAACGAUCCGGGAAGGAAACAUCGAAUGAUCAAUUGAAUUCCAACGUGUCUCCGCCCGUUAUUGAAACAGUGAGUGUAGAAUUUGAGGAACCAGCAGAGGGAGACUCGCAUUUUCAAAGCAAAUUUCCGAUCGGGAAGAAUGUCGUUCUUCUUCCUGAUGAUGGAAAAUGUUCCGGGAAGGCAAAAAAGAAGUCAUAUCGGAAAGCAGCAGUCGGAAACGAGCGAGAAACUCCUUCAAAAAGUUCCUUAGUGCACGAUUCUGACCUUUCCCGGGAAACCGAGGGGUUUAAAAGCAUUGCUGCCGUGAAGGAUUCGUAUCCUGAAGUUGAAAAUAAACCAGGGCAUUCGUCGUCCAAUCAUAGUAACAUGAGUAUAGGAAGAGGAGUUGUAGAAACAUGCGCCCAAACAUCGACUGCGUCCGGCGAAGACGGGAUUCUAAGUUCCGGUUGCCGAAAAACCCCAGAUAUCCCGCCGGGUUUCGAACAGCUCACGACGGAAACACGGACACCGCCCCUGAAGGCCAUCGAAAAAUUCUUCAGCCAAAACGUCAGCGUCGAAGAGUUUUUGAAUGGGUCAAGUGCUAAUGACGAAAUUAAUUAUCCGAGAUCGGUACGAAAAUUGAGCGUGUCGUCAUCCAGCAAUCAGUCCAAUACAUGCGAUGAAGUUUUGUGCAAGACCGGAACGCCUGCGACAAAACCGAAAUCUUCGACGCGUCAAGAGACUUCCAGGAAUCUGCGAGUGACAUCUGGCGGCGGAGACGGCAACCCGCGAACCUCAACCACGACCAACAGCAUCAAAAUCGCUGAUGAAUUUCCACUUUUUGUCCCCAAGUCAUCGAAUAAAGAAGCACAUGCCCGAAGCCAUCGUCGAGGUAGAAGGAAAGAUUCCUCUGCAGAACAACACCUGAGUAUGCUUGCGACUCGUUUCCGACUCGGUCGACUCGCUGCAGGAUUGUAUCCCGACUUGAAACGAUUCGAACAUUCCUGUGAUCCGAAUUCGCUGGUCACUGAGUGCUUCGGGGAUGUGCUUGUCGUGAGGGCCGUGAAGCGGAUUGAGAAGGGCGACAGGAUUACAAUGGCUUUUUCUGGAGAAAAAGGCGAAAUCAAGAAAUGA
Messenger RNA from Notodromas monacha, 1338 nucleotides. The record is from the annotation of a GenBank genome assembly. NCBI's taxonomy places the organism in Eukaryota, Metazoa, Arthropoda, Ostracoda, Podocopida, Cyprididae.